GGAGCAGGGGGCGGAGUCUGCUGAAGUUCAGUAUCAAAAGCAGCGCCUCUCAACACACAGGACCAGAGCUAUAACGCUAUACCGACGACGAGGAUGGCGGAGAACAGGGACAGAGCCACGGACCAGAUGAGGUUAUGGAAGGAGAAUAGAGGAGCUCAGCGUGCAGAUGUUCUGACCACAGGAGCAGGUGUUCCGAUAGGUGAUAAGCUGAAUGUUCAGACUGCUGGGCCACAGGGACCUCUGCUGGUGCAGGAUGUCGUCUUCACGGACGAGAUGGCUCACUUCGACCGGGAGCGCAUUCCUGAGAGAGUGGUUCAUGCCAAAGGAGCAGGUGCAUUUGGCUACUUUGAGGUGACCCAUGACAUCACACGCUACUGCAAGGCCAAGGUGUUUGAACAUGUUGGGAAGACCACCCCCAUUGCUGUGCGCUUCUCUACUGUAGCUGGUGAGUCUGGCUCAGCUGAUACUGUGCGGGAUCCUCGAGGAUUUGCGGUGAAGUUCUACACUGAUGAAGGCAACUGGGACCUAACUGGCAACAACACACCUAUCUUCUUCAUCAGAGAUACCAUGCUGUUUCCGUCCUUCAUCCACACCCAGAAGCGGAAUCCUCAGACUCACCUGAAGGAUCCUGACAUGGUGUGGGACUUCUGGAGUCUGCGUCCAGAAUCUCUGCAUCAGGUGUCUUUUCUCUUCAGUGACCGUGGAUUGCCUGAUGGAUAUCGCCACAUGAAUGGAUAUGGAUCCCACACCUUCAAGCUAAUAAACUCUCAAGGCUACCCUGUCUACUGCAAGUUCCACUACAAGACUGAUCAGGGCAUUAAGAACCUGAGUGUGGAGGAGGCAGACCGUUUGGCCUCCAGUGACCCAGACUAUGCCAUCCGUGACCUGCACAACGCCAUUGCCAAUGGCAACUUUCCCUCCUGGACGUUCUACAUCCAGGUCAUGACUUUUGAACAGGCAGAAAAAUAUCCAUGGAAUCCUUUUGAUCUGACCAAGGUGUGGUCUCAUAAGGAUUUCCCUCUGAUCCCGGUGGGUCGUUUGGUGUUGAACAGAAACCCUGUAAACUACUUUGCUGAGGUGGAACAGUUGGCAUUUGAUCCUAGCAACAUGCCACCAGGCAUCGAGCCCAGCCCUGACAAAAUGCUGCAGGGUCGUCUCUUCUCCUAUCCCGACACCCAUCGCCACCGGCUUGGAGCAAACUACCUCCAGCUGCCUGUUAACUGCCUUUACCGUACCCGUGUGGCCAACUAUCAGAGAGAUGGGCCCAUGUGCAUAUCUGACAACCAGGGGGGAGCACCCAAUUACUACCCCAACAGUUUCAGUGCUCCAGACUGUCAGGCUCAGUUCAUGGAGUCCAAGUUCAGGGUGUCUCCUGACGUUGCGCGCUACAACAGCGCAGAUGAUGACAAUGAGACUCAGGUUCGCACCUUCUUCAUGGAGGUCCUGAACGAAGCCGAGCGUGAGCGUCUCUGCCAGAACAUGGCCGGCCACCUGAAAGGAGCACAGCUGUUCAUUCAGAAGCGCAUGGUUCAGCGUCUGAUGGCAGUGCACAAGGAUUAUGGCUCACGUGUUCAGGCUCUCCUUGACAAGUACAACGCAGAGAGCAAAAAGAACUCUGUCCAUGUGUAUACUAAGGGAGGAUCGUCUGCUGUGCCUGCUUCCUCCAAGAUGUAACCACUGUAUUUAACACAGCUGCUUACACCACUGACUACUUACUGCUCGCAUGCAUACUCCUGUACACGGUCAGAGAGCUCAACCUCUCUCAGCUCUUCCAAACCUCAGGACUCUGAUCUAAGACCAGCUUUCCCACGUCCAUAUCAUCGUUUUCCUGAAGAACUGAAAGGCGCAAACUGAUCUUGGAUUAGUUCUCUCAUCUCUAAUAUACUGCUUCAGACAGCUUGGUUGGUAAACCAUCCAUCAGAUGCUCUCUAAAUAGCUGACUAUUAGUCCGUCUGAUUUCUUUUGUAGAUUCAGGUAAGAAAGUCCAGUACAUGGCAGCUCUGCAUUCUUUGCUCCUGUGUGUGUUCCAGUGAAGACCAUUGCUGCAGUUGUAAGGCAAAGCUGAAUAUUCUGUUCUGUCCAGCCAGAGAAUAGAUCAGGAUUGCUCCUCUAAUAUGGGCCCUCCUGCUUUGUGGCAUACCCCAGAUUAAUUUUGAAGCCUCAGUAAAGACAUUUUGAUACAUUCACUUUUUGCUGGUCUUCCACAAAAGCCUUCUGAACAUACUCUCACCUCAAAGUGCUGAUCCACUGUAGAGAUUGAACUGGAAAAACAGAUUUGUGUAGUGGUCCGUAAACUGAUCAGUAAAUCCAUUUUUCUUUAGAUUAAGUAAGCCCUGUAAGUUAAGCUCCAAGUCUGAGGUCUUCACAUCUAGUUUUGUGUCAUACUGGGAGAGCUGAAACUGUGAUUUAUCUUCAUAAUUCUAUCAUCUCAGUACAAACUCUUGCAGUUUAAUGAAAUACUGAGUAAUGCUUUAAUGAACACUAGAUAAGUCAUCUAAUGAGAGUUUGAUAUUUUUAGUUUUCUCAGCAUUAACUAGACAUUCCCUGAUUGACUGAUUGUACCUAAAUAAUGUAACAGUUACCACAGUGAUCCUGUUAUAAGUAUUAAUUCAUUUCAAGCUUUGAUUUUUAGAUAACACUAUGAUGCCUCAUAUCAGUGUCAGUGUGAAAAGUUUAAAAACAGAUGGUAGCAUGAAAGCCACAAUGUAAUUGUGCCUUACUGUCGCGUUUCUUGAAUUGAUCCUGUGCCCAACAGUGAAAAAGCUCUUAACAAGUGAAUAGUGGAGGAACAAUAAAUUGAAGGUCUUCUAUGUGGUUUUGCUGAAUAAAUGAAUCAUUUCAUCCGUCCGGUUUCUCUCCGCUUCUAAGAUUUUUGAAAAUCUAUAUCCUGUCUUUUCGGAAGAGAAACGAUUUUCCUGACGUUAUGAACUUUAACUAAACUUAAUAAAUUAUAAUGAUUUGCUAUGCA
Pygocentrus nattereri (red-bellied piranha) is the source of this 2968-nucleotide messenger RNA. RefSeq names its product catalase (gene cat). The transcript has 13 exons. Gene Ontology annotation, cellular component: cytoplasm; peroxisome; mitochondrion. Bases 94 to 1674 code for a protein of 526 amino acids. Gene Ontology annotation, molecular function: catalase activity; heme binding. Gene Ontology annotation, biological process: hydrogen peroxide catabolic process; response to hydrogen peroxide. NCBI's taxonomy places the organism in Eukaryota, Metazoa, Chordata, Actinopteri, Characiformes, Serrasalmidae. The record is from RefSeq and is a predicted model, not a curated record.